Arabis nemorensis is the source of this 207-nucleotide messenger RNA. The record is from the annotation of a GenBank genome assembly. Lineage: Eukaryota; Viridiplantae; Streptophyta; Magnoliopsida; Brassicales; Brassicaceae.
AUGCUUGGAGCACUUCCUAACGCUAGCUAUGCUUAUUAUGGACCCCAAAGAAAGGGGUCAAAGCCGUUACUAAGAAGAAGCCGAACAAGGCUCAAUGGUGGUGAUUUCUCCGAAUAUUGGGACUUGUUCCCAGAGCAAGAGCUAGUUUUCUUCCCUCUCAGCGUUGAUGGAGAGUUCGAGGCUCAGCUUGAGCUUAUGUUUAUCUAG